AUGGAGGUCCUGGUGAGGCAACUGAUGAGGCUGGCUGCGGUUGGGAAUACAAGAGGUCAUGUAACAAGUCAUAUCCCAACAAGUGGUGGUCGUGAGUUAUCACAGGCCCCAUCUCCAGCCUGCGAAGAUGGCUCAACGAUAUGUGCUGAUCACGACGGUGCCGGAAUUGCAAUACUGGAAGUCAGAAUUGCUUCUGAUGUUGUGCUGAGCUUCACCCAAUUGAUGCAAAAGGUAUUUGGACCAGGAAUUCAUGGUGCCUCCUUGAAAAAAGACAGAUUUGGAAUCGAGCACUGGAUGACCACUCAAAGAAAGUUGGCGUGGACACUCUUCGACGACGCGGGUAUCGGCAAAUACGAGAAGCGCAUGGGAUGGGAGCCCGAUGUAUCAUGUGAGCCUAUUGGAACCUUAUCGAAGAUCCCCGUUGAAUCACGGGGCAUCACGACUCAAAAAUGA
Molecule: messenger RNA, 453 nt
Organism: Histoplasma capsulatum G186AR
Lineage: Eukaryota; Fungi; Ascomycota; Eurotiomycetes; Onygenales; Ajellomycetaceae
Exons: 4
Coding region: 1-453 (150 amino acids)
Source: RefSeq, a predicted model, not a curated record